Molecule: messenger RNA, 591 nt
Organism: Jatropha curcas
Lineage: Eukaryota; Viridiplantae; Streptophyta; Magnoliopsida; Malpighiales; Euphorbiaceae
Product: auxin-responsive protein SAUR68
Biological process (GO): response to auxin
Source: RefSeq, a predicted model, not a curated record
UAACUCAGCUCUAAAGCUUUCUUCCCUCGGAAUCCUUUCCUUCAGUUCAUAGAAAAAAAAAGGAUGAUCAGUUCCAAGAGACUCCUCAAAUUGGCACAAAAAUGGCAGAAAUUAGCUGCUACAAGGAGAAAAAGAAUCAUAUUACUGCUGAACGAAGAAAUAAACAGUUGUAGCACAUCAGGAAUGGCUGAGAAAGGCCAUUUUGUUGCAUACUCUGCUGAUGGGAAGCGGUUUUUGCUACCUUUGGAGUAUCUUAAUAUUGAAAUUAUCAGAGAACUAUUCAAUAUGGCAGAAGAAGAGUUUGGAUUACCAAGUAAAGGGGCUCCUACAUUGCCAUGCGAUGCUGAGCAAAUGGAGUAUGUAAUUGCUUUGAUCAAACAACAAGUUGCUGGAGAUAUAGAAAAAGCAUUACUGAUGUCCAUAGCUAGUUGCUGUUCAUCGACUUUCUAUCUCCAACAUUCAGAAAAAAGCCAUCAUUUUCCUGUUUGCAGCUUCUGAAGAGUUGCAAUUAGAUUUGUAAAGGAUACAAGCUAGUGUAAAACUGUACGUUGAUACAACUUAUCAUAAUUACCAACUCUUUUUCGUGAUUAA